Molecule: messenger RNA, 1684 nt
Organism: Drosophila willistoni
Lineage: Eukaryota; Metazoa; Arthropoda; Insecta; Diptera; Drosophilidae
Product: ubiquitin-conjugating enzyme E2 J2
Exons: 5
Coding region: 458-1330 (290 amino acids)
Source: RefSeq, a predicted model, not a curated record
UCACUCGAUUCGCAGCUGUAAUAUUACAAUUAUAAUUUACAAAAUAAAAAAAAGAAAAGUGGAACGGAACAGCAAAAAAAAAACAUUAAAACAUUCACUUUUCACUCAUCUGAUAUAGCUCAAACAAAAUCUAGUUAAAAAAGUGGCAAUCAAGCAUUCCCAGGCAAAAGUCCAAACUAUUUUUUUUUAUUUAAUUGGAUACCAGUCGGAGGAGGGAAGAAAGUGACCGAGUGGGUGGCUAAGAGGCGAGAGAGGACUAUAUUGUCAAUUAUAUAUGUGUGCCUAUAGAGGUUGCAAGUUAAUUGGGAAUCGGAUUGGCCACGUGUAUACUUCCUUAAGUUCUCGGCCUUGACUCUUAUCUUAUUCGCACUUCUGAUCCACCUACAAAACAAAGGCAACACAAAAAACAAUAUAGCAAAACAGUCAACAAAAAAAACACGAAAAUUCUCUGGAGACAAUGUCAUCAUCGUCGGGGUCUGGAACGAGAAAACAGCCCACAGCUGUUUCACGAAUGAAACAGGAUUACAUGCGACUAAAACGCGAUCCCUUGCCAUAUAUCACAGCCGAGCCGUUGCAGAACAAUAUAUUGGAAUGGCAUUAUUGUGUUAAAGGGCCCGAGGAUACACCAUACUACGGUGGAUACUAUCAUGGCACUUUACUGUUUCCACGCGAGUUCCCCUUUAAGCCACCAUCGAUCUAUAUGUUAACUCCAAAUGGACGUUUCAAGACAAACACCAGGUUGUGUUUAAGCAUUUCAGAUUUUCACCCGGACACUUGGAAUCCAACAUGGUGUGUGGGUACUAUACUAACGGGACUCUUGAGUUUUAUGUUGGAAAGCACACCGACUCUGGGAGCUAUUGAGUCUUCAAACUAUGACAAACAAGUGUUUGCACAGAAAUCACUUGCAUUUAACCUGCGUAAUGCGAACUUUUGUGAACUUUUUCCUGAAAUCGUUGAGGAGAUUAAGCAGCGUUUGCAGGGAGUUCAAACACCAAGCAGCGGUGUAGCCUCUACAUCAACGGGAGCGAAUCGCUGCAAUGGCCUUACUAAUAAUGGUGUUGCCGCAGCCGUUGCUCUGGAUCCCAAUCAGCCACAAGAUGCAAACAGUGCGCUAAAAGAUGCUAUCGAUGGACAGGCUGGUGCUGGGGCAGCUUUUGCGGCUCUGGCGAACGGUGGUACUGGAAAUAAUGCAGCUGCAUCUCUACAAAAUAGUCCCGGAAAUUCCUACUUAAAUUGGCAAUCUAUCUAUGCAAAUUUGGUGAUUAUCAUCUGCUUUGCGAUAUUUGCACUCAUCGUGAAUUACGUGAUCAAGAACCUGAAUCAGGAAUAGAAUUAACUCUUAAUUUACUUUACUAUAUAGUCCCCGCAGAAGUCUUACAGAACUGACUGAAGCUUAAAAACGAAAAAAUAUAUACAUUUCCCUGCGAUGCUUCUCCCUUUUUCCAAAACAAAAUUUGUUCCCCGAUUGAACGCUGUUUAGUCUGAAACUAUUGGCAAUAACAUAAGAAACAUAUUUUCUUUAAAUUAAAUUUGUAAAGUAUAUAAACUGUUUAAUUUUUGUUAUGUAUUCAUUAUGUUAUAUUAAUCCAGUCUUAGCACAUAGUUAAAUCAAGAUAAUUGAGGCCAGGAUAUCUCUGUAAAUUAAUAAAAGAGCAACAUAUGCGUGUACAAAUUAUAAAUUUAA